Molecule: messenger RNA, 3148 nt
Organism: Beta vulgaris subsp. vulgaris (sugar beet)
Lineage: Eukaryota; Viridiplantae; Streptophyta; Magnoliopsida; Caryophyllales; Amaranthaceae
Product: CSC1-like protein At1g32090
Exons: 11
Coding region: 204-2576 (790 amino acids)
Cellular component (GO): plasma membrane
Molecular function (GO): calcium-activated cation channel activity
Source: RefSeq, a predicted model, not a curated record
ACGCCUCAAAUCAAAAUCAAAAGCAAAAUCAUAUUCUUUCCCUUCUGUUUCUGUUAUACUACUACUUUACCAGCUUGUCUACAUCCUUCCAAAUUCCUGCGACUCACAAAUAAAAAAACACCCAAAAAAGCUUCUUUUCACACCAUUUUUACUCCCUCUUUUAUUUUCUCUAAAGUUCUCAUCUUUCUUGCACAUCAACAACAAUGGCUACUCUUUCAGACAUUGGAGUUUCAGCAUUCAUAAACAUAAUCACUGCUUUUGCUUUCUUACUUGCAUUUGCUUUUCUCAGAAUUCAACCCAUUAAUGACAGAAUUUACUUCCCAAAGUGGUAUUUUAAAGGCCAAAGAAAAGACCCUUCUGCUACUAAUUUUGUGGGUAAAUUUGUUAAUCUUAAUGUUAAAACUUAUUUCACCUUUCUUAAUUGGAUGCCUGAAGCUCUCAAAAUGUCUGAAACUGCUCUUAUUGAACAUGCUGGACUUGAUUCUGCUGCUUUUCUCCGGAUUUACACUCUUGGCUUGAAAAUUUUCUUGCCUAUGAUGAUUUUAGCACUUGUUGUACUUGUACCAGUCAAUGUAUCUGGAGGAACCUUAGCUUUCCUAAGGAAAGAACUGGUUACGAGCGACAUUGACAAUCUUUCAAUAUCAAAUGUGCCUCCCAAAUCGUAUAGGUUCUUUGUGCACAUUGCAAUGCAGUAUGUGUUUACAUUUUGGACUUGUUUCAUGCUUUACAAGGAAUAUGAUACAGUUGCAUCAAUGAGAUUACAAUUUUUGGCUUCCCAGCAAAGGCGUGCUGAGCAAUAUACAGUAUUAGUCAGGAAUGUGCCACGUGUCUCAGGCCGCUCAAUCUCAGAUUCUGUAGAUACUUUUUUCAAGAAAAAUCAUCGGAAUACCUACCUCUGCCACCAGGCUGUAUACAACGCAAACAAAUUUGCAAAACUUGUGAGGCAAAGGGAUAAACUCCAAAAUUGGUUGGACUACAACCAACUUAAGUUUGAAAGAAAGCCAGGCAGCAGGCCGACAACAAAGACAGGAUUUCUUGGUCUUUGGGGUGAAAGAGUUGAUUCCAUUGACUACUACAAAGAGCAACUGAAGCAGUUAGAGAAAAAAAUGACAAUGGAGCGCCAGAGAGUUCUCACGGACCAAAAGUCCAUCCUGCCUGCUGCUUUUGUUUCUUUCAAUUCGCGGUGGGGUGCAGCCGUAUGUGCACAGACAGAACAAAGUAGAAAUCCUACAUUGUGGUUGACAAGUUGGGCUCCCGAACCUCGUGAUGUUUAUUGGCGUAACCUAGCCAUACCAUUCGUUUCCCUCACUAUCAGAAAAUUUGUGAUUGGGGUAACUGUUUUUGCCUUGGUGUUUUUCUACAUGAUACCUAUUGCUUUUGUGCAAUCUCUUGCAAAUCUUGAAGCUUUGGAAAGAGUUGCUCCGUUCCUGAGGCCUGUCAUAGAAGUGAACAUUAUCAAGUCUUUUCUACAGGGUUUCCUUCCUGGUCUGGCACUGAAAAUUUUCUUAUUCAUUCUCCCAGUUCUUUUGAUGUUCAUGUCAAAGAUUGAAGGACAUGUAGCUUACUCCAAACUAGAGCGUAGAGCUGCAGCAAAAUACUACUAUUUCAUGUUGGUGAACGUGUUUUUGGGAAGCAUAGCUACUGGAACAGCUUUAGGUCAACUUGAUGCUUUCCUCCACCAAUCACCUACUCAGAUACCAAGAAAUAUCGGUGUAUCAAUUCCAAUGAAGGCUACCUUUUUCAUUACAUAUAUAAUGGUGGAUGGUUGGGCUGGCAUUGCCAGUGAGAUUCUUCGCUUGAAGCCACUUGUCAUUUUCCAUUUGAAAAACAUGUUUAUAGUCAAAACUGAGCGAGAUAGAGAUAGGGCUAUGGAUCCUGGAAGUGUUGAUUAUCCCGAGACUCUACCGAGCCUGCAGCUUUACUUCCUCCUUGGUGUUGUCUAUGCUGUAGUUACUCCAAUACUGCUGCCUUUUAUAAUCAUCUUCUUUCUCUUUGCUUUCCUUGUUUACCGUCACCAGAUCAUCAAUGUGUAUAUUCAACGAUAUGAAAGUGCAGCUGCAUUCUGGCCACAUGUUCACAGCCGCAUCAUUGCUAGCCUUUUGAUAUCUCAAUUGUUAUUAAUGGGGCUUCUCAGCACGAAGAAGGCUGCUAAUUCUACUCCCUUUCUCAUCAUUCUACCCCUACUGACCUUUGCAUUCCACAAGUAUUGCAAGACCCGUUUUGAGCCUGCAUUUAAUAAAUAUCCCCUUGAGGAAGCGACAGAAAAGGACGAGCAAGAGCACACUGAGGAAGCUGAUCAAAACGUAAAACCCUACCUCGCUGAUGCAUAUCUGCAUCCCAUCUUUCAUUCCUUUGAGGAAGUAGACUGUGAAGAGCUCAAAGUCGAUGCAGUUCGGGUUGACAAACACCAUGCACAUGUCUCAAGUCCCUCAGCUCGAAUCGAAGAAAGCUCGGCUUCUCCUCCUGCACAACCGGCGGCUCAAUAUUACAGUUACGGGCAUGAUUUUCAUUCUUAUAAUUAUUACCAUCACCAUGAGGUGCAAUCUUCACACUAUGAGCAUCAUUAUCAAGGUUGAUCCUCGAGCUACUUAACCAAGUGUGCUAACGACUGAACUUUUAGUUUUUAGUUCCAACCAAGGUUUAUUGAUGUGUUUUUCACUUUCUACACUCUCAGGAGCUGUGUUAAUUCUGAUGUAGAAGUAGUAGUUAACUAGUUAUCAUAACUAUAGGGAAAAUGCUUCUUAGGUAGUCUUUCGUGGAAGGCUUGAGGUACGUCUUCAGUUAUUGAUAAUAGGUGUUUUGGAGGGUUCAAUGCUAUAGAACGUGUGGGCUUUGUUCCUCUUUAAAUCUUUCUGUGAGAGGUUACAGUAAAUUAAGUUAUAGCUGGUGUAAAUUAAUUUGUAGUUCAGAAUCGUAGCUUUUAACAUCUACAUGUAGAUAGUAAAGUAAAUGUUGUUAGGGAAACUACGGAAAUAAAAAGGGUUACAAGAUGAACAAUAUUCUAGACGUGAUUUACUUUCCCAAAAGUAAUAUUACGACCCUAUUCGUAAGCACAGGUUUUACGGAAUUUACCUUCGAGAUACAAAGAAGAAAACAAUUGUGGUCACGCUUAUUAUGAACAUUAUCAAUUGAAAAUGAGUUUGUGAAA